Juglans regia (Persian walnut) is the source of this 4541-nucleotide messenger RNA. RefSeq names its product DEAD-box ATP-dependent RNA helicase FANCM. Lineage: Eukaryota; Viridiplantae; Streptophyta; Magnoliopsida; Fagales; Juglandaceae. Bases 74 to 4243 code for a protein of 1389 amino acids. The transcript is spliced from 23 exons. Gene Ontology annotation, molecular function: four-way junction helicase activity; hydrolase activity; ATP binding. Gene Ontology annotation, biological process: replication fork reversal; interstrand cross-link repair; double-strand break repair via synthesis-dependent strand annealing. The record is from RefSeq and is a predicted model, not a curated record.
UCUCACUCUCUCUCUCUCGGGUUCGCUUUACUGCUAGCUCUGUCUCUCACUUCCAGAGUCCAGACGGAGACCGAUGACCUCAGCCAUUACUAACCAAAUAAUCGACGAAGACGACGACGGUUUUGAUUGGGAAGCAGCCGUUAGAGAAAUCGAUGUGGCUUGCCAAACCGCGAAGCCCUGCACUCCACGACCGGACCAAUUUUCCCAUUUUGCCCCUACCAUUUCAAAUUUUCUUUGUUCUAAGAAUAAGAAAAGGGCAGUGCCUUCUCGGCAAUCUACGCUAGAUAAAUUUGUCGCCAAGGCGGGCCCACCGAGGCCUCGUUCGGAGGAACCGGAUCAAGAUCGUGCUAAGGGUGAUGAAGGGGUCGGAUACAUUGACAUUGAUGCGGACGCAGCCAAAACUUGGAUAUACCCAGUUAAUGUUCCUCUUCGUGACUAUCAAUUUGCUAUUACCAAGAAGGCGUUAUUUUCUAAUACACUGGUGGCAUUGCCGACUGGGCUUGGGAAGACACUUAUUGCUGCAGUUGUAAUGUACAACUACUUCAGAUGGUUUCCUGAUGGAAAAAUAGUCUUUGCUGCUCCUUCUCGACCACUUGUCAUGCAACAGAUAGAAGCAUGUCAUAACAUUGUAGGAAUUCCUCAAGAAUGGACAAUUGAUAUGACGGGUCAGAUAAGUCCUGCAAAGAGAGCAUGCUUUUGGAAAACUAAACGAGUUUUCUUUGUCACUCCACAAGUGCUGGAAAAAGAUAUUCAGUCUGGCACAUGCUUGGUGAAAUACUUGGUGUGUUUGGUGAUUGAUGAAGCUCAUCGAGCAUUGGGAAAUUAUUCUUAUUGUGUUGCAGUCCGUGAGCUAAUGGCUAUACCAGUGCAACUGAGAAUGCUAGCUUUGACCGCAACACCAGGAUCAAAGCAGCAGACCAUCCAGCAUAUUAUUGAUAACUUGAAUAUAUCAACACUUGAAUAUCGCAAUGAAAGUGAUGAUGAUGUUAGCCCGUAUGUGCACAACAGGAAAAUAGAGUUGAUCCAGGUUGCAAUGGGGCAAGAUGCGGUAGAAAUAAAUAAUAAGCUCUCAGAAGUAAUACGUCCAAUUGUAGCCAGGCUUUGUGCUGUUGGAGUUCUCCAGAAUAGAGACUAUCAAACCUUGAGCCCAUGUGAGUUACUUAACUUUAGGGAUAAAUUUCGUCAAGCACCCCCACCAGACCUUGCCCACAUUAAGUAUAAUGAAGUGGAAGGAUAUUUUGGAGUUCUUAUUACUCUUUAUCAUAUUCGUAAGCUACUCUCGAGCCAUGGGAUAAGGCCAUCAUAUGAAAUGCUUGAAGAGAAGUUGCAACAAGGGUUUUUUGCAAGAUUUAUGAGUAAAAAUGAAGAUAUAUGGAAAGCAAAACUCUUAAUGCAGCAAAGCUUGUCGCAUGGUGCACCGAGUCCGAAAUUGUCCAAAAUGUUAGAAGUACUGCUUGAUCAUUUCAAAACAAAGGAUCCACAAAACUCAAGGGUUAUUAUUUUCUCAAAUUUUAGGGGAAGUGUCAGGGAUAUAAUGGAAGCACUAGGGAAUAUCGGGGAUUUAGUUAGAGCUACCCAGUUUAUUGGCCAAAGCACAGGAAAAGCAUUGAAAGGCCAGUCACAAAAAGUUCAACAGGAUGUUUUGGAGAAAUUUCGGGCUGGUGGUUACAAUGUUAUUGUUGCCACAUCAAUUGGUGAAGAAGGCCUGGAUAUCAUGGAAGUUGAUCUUGUAAUAUGUUUUGAUGCUAAUGUGUCGCCAUUGAGGAUGAUUCAGCGCAUGGGAAGAACUGGAAGAAAGCAUGAUGGACGAGUUGUAGUUUUAGCUUGUGAAGGUUCAGAACUGAAGGGUUACAUGCGAAAACAGGCAAGCAGCAAGGCUGUUAGAAAACACAUGCGAAAUGGGGGAAUGAAUAGUUUUAACUUUCAUUCUAGUCCAAGGAUGAUUCCCCAUAUUUACAAACCAGAAGCCCAACUUGUUGCACUGUCAAUUGCACAAUUCGUUCCACGGGGAAAGAAAGUGAAAGAUAAUCAUGCUAUUCAAACAUCUGUGUUUGAAGACAAACUGACUGUUGCCGAGACUAGUUUACUUGCCAAGUAUUUCCACCAUACAGAUGAGAACACGUGGACACCAUCUCUUAUUGCCUUUCCUCACUUCCAGACAUUUCCAUCUAGAGUGCAUAAGGUAAUGCAUGGAUGUAGAACCGGGAUGCUGAUUGAUAUGAUGCAACAUUUGCAAGGACUAUCCUUUUCCGCAGACAAUAAAACCACUGCUGUUGAGGAUGAAGUCCUUCUAGGAAAGAGUUUGGUGGUCAAUGUUGCUAAACAGCACGGCACUGGAACAGAAGGUUUGCUAGUUCACAAUGAUUCUCUACGCAUAAAAUCACAGAGAGAAGUAUUGGGCUCUGAAGUAUCGCCUAGGGAGGUUUUAAGAACUGAGGAGAAGCAUAGUGUGCUUGAUUUCUGUGGCCAAAAUCCUUCUGCACACUCGUACCUCUUUGGGUCAGAUUACGUAUCUGUUGAUGCUUUUGGAAAAGUCUUAAUUUUAGAUGUCCCUUUACUUCCUUUGAAAGAAGGGCCACAUUCUAAGUAUACAACUGCAAGCAGUACAGUGUCUUUGAAUUCUUCAAAGCAAGAUUUCUGCCAUUUGCAGACUUCAGCUGAAGACAAGAAGGAACUAACUAUGCAAGCUACAUAUGUUGGAGAAAUAACUCCUGUGAAUAGAUGCAUAAAGGAUGAGACUUUGCCAACAUCUGGAUUAUUUGACUCUGAUGUCAAGCAAGAGACGACAUUGGAUGGAGUUGACAAUAUUCCCGAAACACCUAGUUUAAAUGGAAAUUUUUUUGGUGAAGGAGAUAGUGAUGGUGGGACCCCUGAUGUUGAGAUUAUAAAUGGACCACUUCUUCUUGCUGAUGAAUGCAGAAACACUUUCAGAGAUAUUGAGCUCAGUCCACGGCUGACUAAUUUGAUUAAAUGUGGUGUUGUUCCAGAGUCUCCUAUUCAUGAUAAAGGACCACCAAAUGAUGAAAAGAAAGAUGAGUUGCUGAUUUCUGACCUUGUUUCACCUGUCCAAUUGGAUGCUGAAUUGGGAGUGAAGUCUUCAAGUUCAGGAAAAGAUGAACGGGUCAUUAUGGACGUUAUCAACAAUGGAAGAAAUGGUUCUGUUUCUCCUGUCAAUGAUGAAAUUCAAACUCCUGUUUUUAAGUUGAACAAUAAUGUCAGUAUAAGAGGAUGCACCUCCACUUCUCCAGUUGUUGAGGAAGCCCAAACUCCCUUUGUAAACUUGACAAACAAUAGCUCUAACAAAGAUUGGCAUUUGAGUUCUGGAGACAAGUCAGAAAGUGUUGAACAGAGAAGUAAGCUUAAAAGAUUGCGCAAAAUUGGAGAUUAUGGGAAAAGUAGAAAUCUAAAGAUCAUGAAAGAAAAUCUUCUUGUUCCAAUAGCAAACCUUGCAAGAUCAUUUUCUAGCACCAGUCUAAUCCAAAAUAAGAAUGCCAGAGGUAGAAAGAAUCUAGUCAAAGAUGUCAGGACCUUUGUUGAGGAGGAAGCCGAGGUAUCUUCUGACGUUGAUGCAUCUGAAGACGAGGAAGAUGAGCAGGACUACAAUUCAUACGAUAGUUUCAUAGAUGACAGGAUGAGUCCAACUGCCUCAAGUACUCCAGCUGAAAGUUGUAGAAUUGACAUGAUGGCAAUUUACAGGCGUUCUUUGCUCAGCCAAUCACCAAUGGAGAGGCAGCAUAACCACUUUGCCACCUUUAGUCCCAUCUCUGUGGCUCCGAUGAGCAGGAUAGGUGAAAAUGGAAGUUCUUCGGGCAAGACCCUAUACUCUCUCCGAAUGCCACAAACUGACUCUGGAAAUCAGUUAACAGGAAGAAAUUCAGAAUCCUUUCAAACGGGCAGGAGCUCUUCACAAGUGCCAUGUACAACCAGUGUUACCAUAAAGGGAAAUCAGGAGAUGGAAACUAGAAAGAGAAAAUUAAGUUUAUAUCAAUCAGAAUCGACUCCUACAAUUAACUUAGAGACAGAAUUCUUGCUUCAAUCAGAGGCUGCAGGCAGGGAAUCAUUACAGCAUUGUGACACUAAUGAAGAUGCAAGUAAGGAUGCUUUUUAUGAUGAUCAAUUUUAUGAAGAUCUUGACCUUGAUGCGGUGGAGGCACAGGCUACCUUGCUUCUCAAACAGAAAUCUGAGCUUCCUCACCCAAAAAACCCGAUACCCAGUUCUCCAUCAUUUGAUCUUGGGAUAUGAUUAUCAAGAGUUAAGAAAAAAAAAAUUGUAUAAAAAGCCUGUUCAAAUUCACUCAAUAGAAUCGAGUGUGUUAGCCAUGACUAGUUGGGGAACUCUUAACUUUUGAGAUCAGAGAUUUCUUUUUUUCGUUUCUCAAUGUUAGAAAAAGGGAAGGUACAGAGUUUAGGGAGGAGCCGGGAGCAAGGGGAGGUUCUAGUUAAUACAAAUGUAAUUUAUUGUAUGAAGUUGUGUAAAGCCCAUGCAAGGAGGGGGAUAAUCAGGUAUACUUAAAAGAUAUACAUCUAGUGUUCAGAAUGUU